CCAAAAACAUAAAACAAAUCUCUCAGAGAUCUCAACACUCAAUUGUGGUUCAUAUUAAUUCUCUUCAUUAUAUAGUCCCACUCUGUAAAACAAAAAUAAAAAAGACCACCAACACCUCCAUUAUAUAACACCUAUUUGUCUCUUUAUAACACUAUACUAUACUCUUCUCUCCUCCCACGGCCAUCUCCCAUAAAUCAAUAUUAACAUAAUAAAUAUAAAAUUUUAUUAAUAAUAAUACAAAGCAUAUAUAGAAGAAAAUUAAGUGUUAGUAUAUUUGGGGGAGGAAGAAGAGGUGUAUAUGAUUAUUGGAAUGCUUGCCGUGUCAUCGUUAAGGGACACUUACAAAGAUGAAAACCAAGGAGGAGAGGCCAUGGAGACCAGUAAUCAUAUCAACUUUUCAAUCAACGGUGGAGAUGGAUUCCCGGAUUUCGCCGACUGCAUCGAUUUCGACGAUCUUUUCAUCGGUAUCAAUGUCGACGGAGAUGUUUUACCCGACUUGGAGAUGGACCCAGAAAUCCUCGCCGAUUUCUCAGCCGAGGAUUAUAACUCCGACGACAUGAACACGUCACCCCUUUCGGCCGAGAAAUCCGCUGAUAUUGACGAUAACAACGUUAGUAGUAUUAAUAGCGCAAUAACAAGCACUACCACUACGACUACUACGACAACUCAUGCCGAAGAGGAAGAAAAUUAUAAUAAUAAUAAUAGAAAAAUCAAAUCUACCACUGCGGAGAUUGAAGAUGACAAGGAUUCGGGUUCCGGGUCGGGUUCGGUAACGGGUGGGGACGUUGCGUCUGCGAAUAAUAAUAAGGAAGCUUCCGAUAAUAAAGGAGGAGGGAAAAAGUCCUCUUCCUCAACAACGGCUCAGUCCAAGAAUAAUAACUCUCAAGGGAAGCGAAAAGUUAAGGUGGAUUGGACACCAGAGUUGCACAGAAGGUUCGUACAGGCAGUGGAGCAGCUUGGAGUGGAUAAGGCAGUGCCUUCACGGAUUUUAGAACUCAUGGGAAUUGAUUGUCUCACUCGACAUAACAUAGCCAGCCACCUUCAGAAAUAUCGUUCGCAUCGGAAACAUUUGCUGGCACGUGAGGCCGAGGCAGCAAGCUGGAGCCAGAGGAGGCAAAUGUUUGGGGCAGCGCCUGGUGGUGGAGGCGGUGCAGUCGCCGGAAAGAGAGACGUCAGCCCUUGGGCGGUUGCACCCACCAUGGGGUUCCCACAACAAGCAGUAGUACCACAACCACCACCAGUACCCAUGCACCCACACUUCAGACCCUUACACGUGUGGGGUCAUCCAACCGUUGACCAAUCUCUAAUGCACGUGUGGCCGCCUAAACACUUACCUCAUUCCCCUUCUCAUCAUCCUCCUCCUCCUCCGCCAGCCUGGCAACCAGCAGUCCCCACUCCUCCACCACUACACGACCCUUCUUACUGGCACUCUCACCCCCACCGAGUUCCGAGUGCAUUAACCCCAGGAACGCCUUGCUUUCCACAACCAAUGGCUACGCCGAGAUUUAGCACACCAGCUGUCCCAGGUAUCCCACCAGGCCAUGCCAUGUAUAAAGUAGAUGCCGGCAUUGGUAAUCUCACCCCUGGACAAUCAGGCCCGCACCCUCUUUUCGACUUUCAUCCGUCAAAAGAGAGUGUAGAUGAAGCUAUUGGAGAUGUUUUAGCGAAACCAUGGCUGCCACUUCCUUUGGGCCUAAAACCUCCCUCAAUGGAUAGUGUGAUGGGGGAACUUCAACGACAAGGAGUCCCUAGAAUUCCACCCUCAUGUGCUUGAUUAUUGAUCAACCAGCCCACAAAUAACAUAUAUAUAUUAUUAUUAUUGGAAAAUAAUAUAUGUGUGUGAGCGUGUGCUAUUUUAAUCAAGCUGAUGUCCAGGGAAACCCUAAAUUUGACGACAUGUCCUUUCCUAUAUAUCAAAUCUAAUCUACCAAUCCUUUUUUUAGGGAGAUAUCGAUCAUGAUAUCUCUCUUUCUAGAAACCAUUAUUUCUCAUAUAAAUAUAUAUAUAUAUAUAUAUAUAUAUAUCUAUAUAAUUAAUCAGUACGAACGGCUUCGAUCGAUCAUUAGCUUUGUCCAUAUAAUCAAUUAUGUGUGAUGAGUUAUAAACUGAAUUAUUUUUUGUAAUGGUCGAUAGAUAUGAGUACUAAUAAGAGAUUAAGUAUAAUUUUUUUUUAUA
This is a messenger RNA of Cannabis sativa, 2175 nucleotides long. Its product is annotated as transcription activator GLK1. Gene Ontology annotation, molecular function: transcription cis-regulatory region binding; DNA-binding transcription factor activity. The coding region runs from base 299 to 1774 and encodes 491 amino acids. Gene Ontology annotation, cellular component: nucleus. Lineage: Eukaryota; Viridiplantae; Streptophyta; Magnoliopsida; Rosales; Cannabaceae. The record is from RefSeq and is a predicted model, not a curated record. Gene Ontology annotation, biological process: positive regulation of DNA-templated transcription. The transcript has 6 exons.